UUUAAUAACGCCACUAUUUUCCUGUUGAGCAGUCACAGACGCCUAUCCAUAUAACAUGUAUUUCCAUGGUUAAAUCGGACAAAGGAGGAAAAUAUAUGCAACAUGCGAUGUGUACAUUAAAUUUAUUUGAUAAGGGUUUGGAGCUUCCCUAGUUCUGAACUGUUGUAAAGAUGGGUGUUGUCAGCUUGCUGUUACUGCUUCACUCACUCCCAUGCUGGGGUCAGGAACUGUUGCACACUGGGGACCAUGGAGCAUUCCUGCCUCAGAGUGCUUUGACUGACAUGGAGUUCACCUCAGUCAGCUCUUACCGAGGCCCUGGCAACAACGACUCCCGGGGCAACAAAGAGCUGCCAAUCAUCCUUUGGUGGAGUGCUGGCCUCUUCCCCCACUUCCCCGGUGACACGGAGCGCAUCGACUGUAACCACUCCUCCUGUCUGGUCACGCGCAACCGCAAGGUCCAGCUGUACAAGCGCACAGCAGCCAUCAUCUUCUACGGCACAGACUUCCGGGCCUACGAGGCCCCCUUGCCCCGGUUGCCCCACCAGACGUGGGCACUGUUCCACGAGGAGUCGCCCAUGAACAACUACGUGCUCUCCCACGGCCCGGGCAUCCGGCUCUUCAACUACACGGCCACGUUCAGACGGGAGUCCGACUACCCCCUCACCCUGCAGUGGCUGCCCACGCUGGAGUACCUGCUGCAGCCCACGGCUGUGUCUCUGCAGGAGAAGAACCGCUGGAGACGGGCCGGCCUGGCCCCAGUGCUCUACAUGCAGUCCCACUGCGACGUGCCGUCCGACCGGGACCGCUACGUCCAGGAGCUCAUGAAGUACAUCGAGAUCGACUCCUACGGAAAGUGCCUGAACAACAAAAAUUUGCCAGAACGUCUGGAGGACACGAGCACAGCCACCGGCGAGGACGGUGAGUUCAUGAGCUUCGUGGCGCGUUACAAGUUCCACCUGGCCAUGGAGAAUGGCCUGUGCUCAGACUAUAUGACCGAGAAGCUGUGGCGCCCACUGCACCAGGGCUGCGUCCCCAUUUACCGAGGAUCCUCCUCCGUGGCCGACUGGCUGCCCAACUCACACUCCGCCGUCAUCGUCGACGACUUCCCUAGCCCUCGCAAGCUUGCAGAAUUCAUUAUGGCCCUCGACGGCGACGACACAGAGUAUUCGCGCUACUUGGAGUUCAAGACUCCCAGUAAGAUAACCAACCUGCGGCUGCUGGAAGGACUGGAAAGUCGGGAAUGGGGCGUCAAUGACAUGAGUAAGCCCAACUAUCUCAACGGCUUUGAGUGCUACGUCUGUGACCAGGAGAACAAACGCCUGGCAGCUGAGAAGGCCCACCAGCAAAACCCGGAGCUUCACGCACCUCCCUCACCAAAGACGGCCAACAACUCCCACAUGGGCUGCCCACUGCCCAGCCCAGGCUAUGGGGAAGUUGACGAUAUUCAUCCAAAUGAUGGUUGGCUCCAGAUGUGGCCCCAAGAUUACUGGCAGAGCUUGGACCAGGCAGAAGGUCUGGAGUCUCUUAUCCGACUGAAUGAGUCUGACCCUGGACUGCUGUGGCAUCACAUACAGAAGAUAGCAACGAGAAGAGCGAAAGGUCACUGACUCUGAGCUCUCACUCGGACAACAUUUGUCCCAUCUAGAGACUUCAAAGCCUCAAAGUCUUUUUACCGACUUUGAUGCAAAAGGUGACAGAUUGGUGCCUUUAGACACAGUCACCAGGAAAUGUUUAAGUGGUGCAUCUUUUUAAAACACUAGGUAAGUGGCAAACAUGUACACUAGGAGAGAGACAAUCUUGUAAAUGUCAAUAUCCUUUUACAUGAAAAAGGGAAACAAGUAUAAUAUUGAGCAGUAAGUCAGAAAAGUUAAGUCAGCAAAGCACAGCCACCAAACUCUUGGCUCUCAGGAAAUGGACAUGGAUAUCUAUGUGAUAGACACACAAAUAUAUUAUUAGAAUACAAGCCUUCUGAGUGGGAGGCCAAACUGCAGAGUUCACCAAAUCCAUAUUAUGUAGCUAUUUGUAAACACACAGUUUUUAUUGUUAUCAGUAAACAGUGUUAUUCAGUGCUGUAAUGUUUAUACAACUUUUUUACAAUCAUCUGUGCUUUUUAUGUUUUUAUAAGGCAAAGCAUGACAUAAAAUGAUACAACACA
Molecule: messenger RNA, 2155 nt
Organism: Alosa sapidissima (American shad)
Lineage: Eukaryota; Metazoa; Chordata; Actinopteri; Clupeiformes; Clupeidae
Gene: pofut4
Product: fucosyltransferase 11 (alpha (1,3) fucosyltransferase)
Exons: 4
Coding region: 171-1607 (478 amino acids)
Cellular component (GO): Golgi membrane
Molecular function (GO): alpha-(1->3)-fucosyltransferase activity
Source: RefSeq, a predicted model, not a curated record